Ziziphus jujuba (common jujube) is the source of this 1438-nucleotide messenger RNA. RefSeq lists its product as uncharacterized. Lineage: Eukaryota; Viridiplantae; Streptophyta; Magnoliopsida; Rosales; Rhamnaceae. Gene Ontology annotation, cellular component: membrane. Gene Ontology annotation, molecular function: transmembrane transporter activity. Bases 107 to 1351 code for a protein of 414 amino acids. The record is from RefSeq and is a predicted model, not a curated record. The transcript has 3 exons. Gene Ontology annotation, biological process: transmembrane transport.
AAAAAAAAAGUGGAAGAAAAUUCCAAAGCUACAAGAUUCUUGUACUGCAACUUCGACCACUCAGAAUCCAAAUUCAAGAAAAAGAUCCACAAACCAGCUUAAGAAAAUGCAUGGACAAGAAGAACCCAGAAAUGAAAAUCCAAACAACGACAUGAUAAUAUUGAAGAGUCUUUUCCGCGCCGACUGUUUCACAAUGGUCAUGUUGAUAAUCAGCUUCGGCCCAAUUGCUUUCCACCACUUGCAGAGCACGGACUUGCUCUUCCCAUUGUUGACCUCCAUAUCAACUUGUGCAGUUGUGACUUUCUUGUGGCAAUGGUUCAUCUUCUUCAACCCUUCAAAAGCCAUCGGAAUUGCCUUUUCUUGGCGCAAAAUCCUAACUUUAGUAGUUUGGGUUUUUCAAGGAAUCUUCGAACCAGGCGUACUUGCCAAUACCAUCGUCCCCCCCAUCACUCCCGGCCAAAUUCGAUACGCCAAGCGGAUUUUAACGGCAUCCAUGGCCAACCCAAAUCUUAUCCCUAUUUCCAACAUAAACUCCAUUCUAAUCCCAUCAAUGGUUUUGGGUUUGCUUUCUUCCAUUUUGUUCGUUUCUAUCAAUAUUCUACUCAUUGAUGCCGACAGGUUCUCUACGUUUGUCCGAGUAAACUUGCUAUUUGCAAACUUGCUACACGUCUUUUUAAUAAUGCAAGUAAUCAGUAACAUAAUAGUGGUUACAAUCACAAGAAUCAAGUACAUGAACCACACGAGGAGAAGGGAAGCCAUGGAUCCUCUCCCACAGCUCCGGAACACCCUUAGAAACUUCAGGGGGAACAUAUUUUUCGGCUCAGCAGCGGUCCCAGUUCUUGAACUCAUUCACGUAUUUGGUCGAACACUUAGCCUGCUUACGAGAGUCAUCGACUUUGGUUUCGAACGAGCACCUGAGUAUAUAAAUAGAUUCGAGGGGUUGGCUCGGGAGAUGACAAUGGAGUGGAACUACUGGGGUUUUGUUCAUGUCGGAGCCUACAAUAUGGAAAUUGGUCGGGCUACUGCUGGGACAAUGGAAAUGUUUAGUCAAACUUUUGGGUUGGCAAGAUUGAUCGGAUCUGAUCUAACGGGUUGUUUCUGCUUUGUUUGUGGUGUUGGUGGGGGAGCGAUUUGCAGUCUGGUUGGGUUCGCAAUUAUGGAGAGCUAUCCAAUGCAACUUUUACUUCAUAAUUUCUUCAUUGGGUAUCUCAUGAGUCGGAUAGCUAUGGCUUGGCCACAUGCAUGCGUUAUUGCUUAUUACGUGGCUUAUGCAGAGAACCCAGAAAACUUUGAAAAUGAUACAACUAUUCCAGACCGCAUUGAAGAGCUACGGAGACUUGUUGACGAUUAAUGAAAAGCACAAAGCUGAGAACAGUCGUAGAAAAUUUCUUUGAUUCUUUUAAUUUUUUUUAUUUUUUUGGGGUUAAUUUUCUUUUAU